CAUGGGGAGCCCCGCCUGAAGCGGGGCCCGAGGAGCCGCGCCGGCCCGGCCCGAGGAGGAGAUGGGGGAGGCCCGCUGCUGAGGAGCCAGCUUCGCCCCGGCCGCUGACAAUGCCCGGCUCCCGGCCGCUCGGCAGGAAGAGGCAGGCCAUGGACGAGGGCGAGCUCUGAAGCCGUCCCGGCCGCAGCCUCCCCGCCGGCCCCCGGGACCCCCCGGCGCAGCGCCAUGGAGACGGUGGGAAAGUUUGAGUUCAGCAGGAAGGACCUGAUCGGCCACGGAGCCUUCGCCGUCGUCUUCAAAGGCAGGCACAAAGAGAAACCUGAGCUGGAAGUAGCUGUGAAAUGUAUUAACAAGAAGAACCUUGCAAAAUCGCAAACACUCCUGGGCAAGGAAAUAAAAAUUCUUAAGGAAUUGAAACAUGAAAACAUUGUUGCCUUGUAUGACUUCCAGGAGCUGGCAAACUCUGUCUACUUGGUUAUGGAGUACUGUAAUGGUGGUGACCUGGCAGACUACCUUCACACUAUGCGGACACUUAGUGAAGACACCAUCAGGCUCUUUCUCCAGCAGAUAGCAGGUGCCAUGAAAAUGCUGCACAGCAAGGGCAUCAUCCAUCGGGACUUGAAGCCACAGAAUAUCCUCCUUUCCUAUGCUGGGGGCAGGAAAUCAAAUCCCAACAACAUUCGCAUAAAGAUCGCUGACUUUGGGUUUGCCCGGUACCUGCAGAACAAUAUGAUGGCAGCAACAUUGUGUGGUUCACCUAUGUACAUGGCACCAGAAGUCAUUAUGUCACAACACUACGAUGCCAAAGCUGACCUCUGGAGUAUAGGAACCAUCAUUUAUCAGUGUCUGACAGGAAAGGCUCCCUUUCAGGCCAGCAGCCCACAGGAUCUCCGCCUCUUCUAUGAGAAAAACAAGAUGCUGAUGCCCAACAUCCCCAGGGAGACAUCCAGCCACCUGAGGCAGCUCCUGCUGGGCCUCUUGCAGCGUAAUCACAAGGACCGCAUGGACUUUGAUGAAUUUUUCCAUCACCCAUUCUUGGAUGCAAGUGCCUCUAUGAAAAAAUCUGCUUCCGUGCCAAUGCCUUCUUAUCCCAGUUCUGGCUCUGGUAGUUCCUCUAGCAGCUCAUCCACUUCCCACCUGGCAUCACCUCCUCAGUCCCUUGGAGAGAUGCAGCAGCAGCUGCAGGAGAAGGCACUGGCAUCUCCUACCCAGGAUUCUCCUGGGUUUCUGCACAGAUCCAAGGACUCUGCAGGAAGCAGCAGCAAGAAUUCCUCCUGUGACACUGAUGACUUUGUCAUGGUCCCAGCACAGUUCUCAAGUGAUUUAGCUGCUGAGGCUGCAGGAGGGAAGCCAGUCCAGGACAGCCUGAUGUACAGUGGGAGCUCCCUGGUGACUUCAGCAGGCUUGGAAAGCCAGGGAAGGACACCAUCUCCAUCACCCCCAUACAGCAGUUCUCCAAGCCCAUCUGGCCGGCCAGGGCAGUUUUCCAGCAGCAAGUACGGCCACUCCGUGCCCAUCCCAGUCCCCACACAAAUCCACAACUACCGUCGGAUCGAGCAGAACCUGCAGUCUCCCAAUCCAUCCUCCUCCCCCCGGUCUGGUGCGGUCCGGAGGUCCAGCAGUACAAGUCCUCUUGGUUUUCCCAAAACUGGUGCUUCCCCUCCUUAUCCUGGAGAGCAUGGAUCCGUGCCCAGCACUAAGAAGCUCUCCUUUGGUGGUGCCAAGCCUUUUAUGCCAUCACCACAAGAUUAUUUGACAAGUGUUUUGACCUCAGUAAAAUGGAGAGAGAAAUACCUGUUAGCCCGAGGAGAGGCAAGCUUUGCUUUGGUGCCUGCAUCAAACAUUUUGCUGCCCUCAGAAGAGGGCAUCUUUGGAACAAUCCCAGAGCAGCCCAGCCAGACUGUUAUCCCAUCUUCUCUUGGGGCAGAAGUGAGAAGCCGUGUUCCUGCUGCCGGUUCCUUGGCACCUGAACAGUCUCCUCGAGGGAUGGGCUCCCGGCUCCACAGUGCUCCCAACCUGUCGGAUUUGCAUUCCUGCAGGCAGAAGAUAACCAAGCAGCACUCUGAUCCCCUUGUUGCUCACUUUGGUCAUACCCCAGUCAGCCAGCCUCUGCAGAUUCAUGGCUUGCAGCACUGCCGGCAGCUCCGAUCCUCACCAAAGCUCUCUGAGUUCAUGCAGAGAAGCCCUUUGCCAACCAUAAUGGGCUCCCCUACAAAGGCUGUGUCCCCAUUUGAGUUUCCCAAAACCCCAAGUUCCCAGAAUCUCCUCACCCUGUUGGCCCAUCAGGGGGUCGUGAUGACUCCGACACGGAACAAGACCUUGCCAGAUCUGAAGGAGAUGGGUCAUUUCCACUGCCAGCAAACUGGGCUGGGAUUGAGGCCUGUGGAAGAGAUCAAGGGCAGAUCUCUGAGCACAGGCAGGCUCACUGACCUGCUUCUGAAGGCAGCCUUUGGGGCACAGAUCUCGGAAGCUGGCAGCAGCGACAGCCUGAACAAUGAGAAGCCAAUGGAAAUUGCAGCUCCCUCAGGUGCUUACGGAGGGACCCUGCACUCUGGUGCCCGGGCUGGGGGCUCUGCCAGCCCAUCCCCAGUGGUUUUUACUGUCGGAUCCCCUCCCAGUGGAACAACCCCCCCACAGACCACGAGGACCAGGAUGUUUUCAGUGGGGUCUUCCAGCUCUCUCAGUUCUGGAGGCUCCUUCAGUGGGAGGCACCUGGCAGUGGGAGCUGCAGGGGAGGCUCUGGAGGGCCCCUCGAGUCUCCGGUACACUUUUGCUGAUCCCAUCACUGCCAACCUGGAAAGUGCUGUUACAUUUGAGGCACCAGAGCUGCCUGAAGAGACACUCAUGGAGCAAGAGCACACGGACAUCCUGCGCAGCCUGCGCUUCACGCUGGCCUUCGUGCACUACGUGAUGGAGAUCGCUGCUCUGAAGGGCAGCUCCAGUGACAUCAGCAGCUCGGUGACAUCUGAGUACCAGCUCCAGGAGAGCGUGGUGGCCGACCAGAUCAGCCUGCUGAGCCGGGAGUGGAGCUAUGCAGAGCAGCUCGUGCUGUACCUGAAAGUGGCAGAACUUCUGUCCUCGGGGCUGCAGAUGGCCAUUGAGCAGAUCAAAGCUGGCAAGCUGUGCCUCUCCUCCACCGUCAAGCAAGUUGUGAAGAAGCUAAAUGAGCUUUACAAAUCCAGUGUAUCCUCCUGCCACUGCCUCAACAUGAGACUGCAGAGGUUCUUCUUGGACAAACAGAAGCUCAUGGACCGGAUCAACAGCAUCACUGCAGAGAAGCUCAUCUUCAGCUAUGCUGUGCAAAUGGUGCAGUCUGCAGCCUUGGAUGAGAUGUUCCACCACAGAGAGGACUGUGCACAGAGGUACCACAAGGCUCUGCUGCUAAUGGAGGGGCUCCUGAACAUCAUCACUGAACAGGGGGACAUAGAAAACAUCAGUAAAUGUAAGCUGUGCAUCGAGCGCAGGCUGUCAGCUCUGCUGUCGGGGUUCUGUGCCUGAUUUCAGUGGUGUUAUCCUUCACACACCUCACCCCAGCUGAUUGCUUUAUUCCCAACAGCCUGUGCUGUGCUGGGAAACCAUUCUGGCAGUAGGACACCUGGAGGAUGGACUGCUCACUGUUCUGUUUUUGGACGUUUUGGGAAGUUGUUCCACAGACUCAGAUUCCUUUGUGGGGAUGUGUGACUGCAACAAGCACAAAUACUUCCCUGCCCAAAGGCCUGGGUGAAGACAUAGCUGAUGUGGAAAGGUCUCCCUCGUUGUCAGAGGGGGUGAAGGAUAGAAGUCUGCUUCUUCCCAGCACUUUGAAGGAUAAGACUGCUGCCUAUCCCUCUUGCUUAAGAACAGGGUAUUCCAGUGCUGUGUCCAUUGCAGGCAAUGGAUGUGCUGAAACUGCUGGCUUCAGUUGAUGUCCGAGUGUGUCAUUCAGACAUAAAGGCCAGUCUGUGUACUUUCCCCUUCCCAGCUGAGAGCCACGCAUCUUCAAGCUCCUUGGCAACUGGAGGCUCCCCUCCACUCUCUCCUUUGUCCUUUCUCCUUGGAGUGCUUGGAGAGGAGGGAGUUGGCGUUGUGAAGUAGCUCCCAGCUCUGCAGACUUGCUGAGUGAGGCAGGGGACGUGAAGCCGCUGGGAAGCUUGGAAAUCUCAUGGCUGCUGUGUGGGCUCCCUGUCUGCCUGCCUGGAUGGGCAAACAAGGCAGGGAAAGGGGCUGUGCAGGAAACAGGAGGGCAGCAGAAAGCAUCACACUCCUGGUUCCUAAGAAGCCAAAACGAAUCCGUU
Messenger RNA from Ficedula albicollis (Collared flycatcher), 4274 nucleotides. It is a transcript of the gene ULK1, whose product is annotated as unc-51 like autophagy activating kinase 1. The record is from RefSeq and is a predicted model, not a curated record. Gene Ontology annotation, biological process: axon extension; autophagosome organization; positive regulation of autophagy. The coding region runs from base 226 to 3498 and encodes 1090 amino acids. The transcript is spliced from 30 exons. Gene Ontology annotation, cellular component: autophagosome; cytoplasm. Lineage: Eukaryota; Metazoa; Chordata; Aves; Passeriformes; Muscicapidae. Gene Ontology annotation, molecular function: protein serine/threonine kinase activity; ATP binding.